This is a messenger RNA of Xenopus laevis (African clawed frog), 4039 nucleotides long. RefSeq names its product ubiquitin specific peptidase 28 L homeolog (gene usp28.L). Gene Ontology annotation, cellular component: cytosol; nucleus. The record is from RefSeq and is a predicted model, not a curated record. Gene Ontology annotation, molecular function: cysteine-type deubiquitinase activity. The transcript has 26 exons. Bases 171 to 3473 code for a protein of 1100 amino acids. NCBI's taxonomy places the organism in Eukaryota, Metazoa, Chordata, Amphibia, Anura, Pipidae. Gene Ontology annotation, biological process: protein deubiquitination; DNA damage checkpoint signaling; ubiquitin-dependent protein catabolic process.
CAGGCGGCGGCUGCCGCGUCACAGCUUGUAACGCCGCUGUCUCGCGAGAUGACAUUGUGUGUUCGGGAUUAGCUGUCAGGCAGGAGCUCAGGAGCUGCACGUUAAAGGCAUUGCGGGACGUUUAAGCAGCGAUCCGUUUUUUUUUUUACGAAAAGCUGGCGGAUUACAAAAUGCUGCUAAACCAGCUGAGAGAGAUAACUGGCAUUCAGGAUUCCUCUUUCCUGUAUGAAGCACUUAAGGCCAGUAAUAAUGAUCUUACUCAGGCUGUUGGAAUUCUUACUGAGUGUGCCAAAGAGCCAGACACAAGAGAAGUUGCUUUUGAGCCAUCUGACACAGGGGGCAGUGCAACCGACAAACAAUUAUGUGUUGGGCCUAUGCAUAGUAAAGAGGUGCUCCAGACAACAGUUGAUCCCAGCUUACACAAGGACGCAAGCCAUCAGUUAAAUGCUGUACAUUGUAGGAGGUCUUCUGAUCCACAAGCUUCUGAAAGUAAAGGUCGUACAAAGAGGAAACGCUGUGAAGUUUGGGGGGAUAAUCCCAAUCGCAAUGAUCUGAUGAGGGUUGGAGACUGGCCUGUAGGUCUGAAGAACAUUGGAAACACCUGUUGGUUUAGUGCUGUAAUACAGUCUCUGUUCCACCUGCCUGAAUUUCGAAGACUUGUUCACAGUUGCAGCAUUCCUCAGAGCCUGCUUGAAAAGUGCCAAAGUCGUGAUGAGAAAAGGAACCUUGCUUUUAUGCAAGAACUCCAGUGCCUCUUUGCCUUAAUGGUUGGAUCGAACCGAAAGUUUGUGGAUCCUUCUCCUGCCCUAGAACUGCUGAAAGAUGCAUUUUUAUCAGAAGAAGCACAGCAGCAAGAUGUCAGCGAGUUUACACAUAAACUCCUUGACUGGCUGGAAGAUGCUUUCCAACUCGCAGUUAAUGGAGAGAGCCCAAGAGAUAAAUCUGAGAAUCCAAUGGUACAACUUUUUUAUGGUACAUUUCUUAAUGAAGGAUUUCUUGAAGCCAAUAAAGCCUUCUCCAACAUUGAGACUUUUGGUCAGUACCCACUCCAAGUUAAUGGGUUCAGCAACCUCAAUGAGUGUUUGGAAGCUGCUAUGGUGGAGGGAGAAAUUGAAAAUAUGCAAAGUACCCAAUCUGUGAGGCAAGAGCGCUGGUUUACAAAACUUCCUCCUGUAUUAACGUUUGAGCUAUCUCGGUUUGAAUUUAACCAGUCAUUGGGGCAGCCUGAAAAGAUUCAUAAUAAACUUGAAUUCCCAGAAAUUCUUUACAUGGAUAGGUUUAUGUACAAAAACAAAGAGCUCAUGAGAAGGAAGCACAGUGAAACAAGGAGGCUGAAAGGCCGCAUUGACCGCUUAAAUCAGAAGCUUGAAGGAUACUUGAAAUAUGGCUCUGGCUCCAGUAGGUGUCCACUGCCAGAUAUGUUGCAGUACGUACUUGAAUUUGCCAGCACUAAGUCUGCAGAAUGGUCCAGUCCGACUGAAGUGGCUACAAACGCACCGUCCGCAACAGGAAACACUGGUUCUUUGGAUGCCCAACCUUUACAAAACGGUUUUGUAGGAAAUAGUGACACUGAAACAUCAAAUGAUGACAGCCCUAAAUCUGAAAGCGCUUCCUCAGUGCCUCCAUCAGUCGGGCAUUCUGAACCAAACUGCAGCAUCCCUGCAGAGGAUCCAACACCUAAGUCUGAUACUUUAGAGGAAAUCCAAUCUGUGGCGGCUUGCUUACAGAGAUGGAGAACUGAGGUGGAGCAAGAUAUUCAAGACUUGAAGAACUCUAUUGCGAACUGUACAAAGUCAAUUGAAGAAAUAUUUAAUGAUUCAGAUUUAUCGCAGGUGCCGUACAGACUACAUGCAGUGUUAGUACACGAGGGUCAAGCAAAUGCUGGACAUUACUGGGCUUACAUCUACAGUCAUAGCAGGGAUUGCUGGCUUAAGUACAAUGAUGUAUCUGUGGCGGAGGCUACCUGGGAGGAGCUAGUAAGGGACUCUUAUGGUGGCAUGAAAAAUGCCAGUGCAUACUGCCUUAUGUACAUUAAUAAUACGCUCCCAUACCUCAUUGCUGAUCAUGAAGGGCAGCUGGAAGAUAAGAUCAAUGCUCUCCAUCCUGCACUGCAAUGUUAUGUCCAAGAGGAUAAUCAGAGGUUUGUCCAAGAAAUGGAAGAGUGGGAAGAGGCACACUCCUGCAAAAUUCCUCAAAUAGAGAAUGUGGAAUCAUCUGAAUCCGAGGAUCACCCCUCACGUAACAGCGCAUCUCUGUGCUGCGAAGAAUGUUCCAGGUCUUUAUCCUCAGAACAUGCUAUGAUUACCAAAGAACAAACUGCCCUCGCUAUCACCAAAACCGCUGAGUCCUAUGAAAAGAAUGGAGUGGAAGCUGCCCUAACAGAGCCAUCUAAACCUGAGCCAGGGGAGGCCAGCCUUUCUGAUGCCAGCCUCACAGCUCAGGAGGAAACUGAGCCACAACCCAGCUCCCAGCUUUCCGAAGUGGAGAUCCCCAGUGUGGGAAAGAUACUCGUUAGAACUGAUACUGAUGGCUAUAAUGAGGAGAUGAUGCUCUGCCCUGCCAUGCAAGGUAUCAUCUUUGCAAUACUGAAAGCCCGGCAGGUAUUUGAUCGGGAUGGCCCUGAAGCUGGCCUUGUUAAGGCGUUUCAUGAAGAAUAUUCUCGCCUUUACCAACUUUCUAAAGAAGAGCCUUCGCCAUCUAGUGACCCUCGUCUGCAGCACGUUCUGGUAUACUUCUUUCAGAACAAAGCCCCAGACCAAGUCAUUGAGCGAACUCUGCUGGAGCAGUUUGCUGAUAAAAACCUUAGCUAUGAUGAAAGAUCAAUAAGCAUCAUGAAGGUUGCUCAAGCAAAACUCAGAGAGAUUGGGCCAGGUGAAAUGGACAUGAAAGAAUACCAGAAAUGGCAUGAAGACUACAGCCUGUUUCGUAAGGUGUCGGUUUACCUUCUGACUGGGUUGGAGCUUUAUCAAAAUGAAAAAUGGCAAGAAGCCCUUACUUACCUUGUGUAUGCUUAUCAGUGUAACAGUUCCCUUGUGAGUUCAGGGGCAAGUCGUGGUGUAGAGGAGAACUUGAUUCAGCUCUUCAGAAGGAAAUGCCUACUGAAGCUUAAUGAUAUGGCUGCCACAUUGUUUGAGAGCAGUCAAGAAGAACAGGUCUCAGAAGGGAUUAGUAUUAUGAAUGACCUGAUCAUUCCUUGCAUGCAUCUAAUCUUCAACAACAAAAUCUCUGAGGAAGACCUUUCUGCCAUUGAAGAGAUGAGGAAUAGAUGGUGUUCUUACCUUGGGCAAGAUAUUGAUGAUGAGCUGCAAAUGAAGCUAGGACAGUUCCUUCCUAGGCUACUUGACUGCUCCAGUGACCUCAUUGUGUUAAAGGAACCCCCAAAGAUCCGGCCGCAUUCGCCGUUUGACCUGUGCAAUCGAUUUACAGCCAUCAUGGAGUCCAUACAGGGAGCGUCCACUGUCACUGUGACAUAGAUUUGGGGCAUGGCACCCCAUUUUUCUAUGCGGCAGGAGCCUGGACAAAUCACUAAGGACAUUUUGCCACUUAGUAUAUUCCUUGUAGCUUGUCUUCUCCGAUAAAGCAGAGCUCAGUUAUACUUAUAACACAUUAUGAACAAAAGGAAUUACACUGGUUUUGUGGGAUGCCUGUUUUUUUUAAGUGUUAGGUGAACCUCAUUCAAAUCAUUUUGUACACUUGAAGAUUAUAGUGAAAGGACGUAUAGAAGCUUGUAUGUCUGUUACACUCAAGAACUGAAGGUUAUACCUUCCAACAACAAUUUUCUGUUAGGGGGUCACAGGAACCAUGGCGUUAAAGGGCCCUCCCACCAGGAGAGGACACUGUGAUAAAAUCAGAGCUACUUCCUCUCUCUCUGUAUCUCUUGCACAGCCCAGAGGACACACAUUUUUUUUUUUUGAGUGUCCAACACCUAGCCAAAAUAAUGAUUCAGAGAUCUGGAUCUCAGCCACAGUGCACUUAUGAAGGCUUCAGUGUGUUGGGGACUGACUGUACAUCACUAAGCCAAAUACAAUGUUCUCUUAUC